AUGUCUGUGACGGGCAUCUUCAGCAAAGGGCGCGGCAUCGGCCACGAGGCGGCCACCUCCAUCCUGCGCUACAUCCCGCGUGCCCGGGUGCCGUGGCAGCCGAGCCGCUUCGGCCGCGAGAACCUCACGGCGAACGAUCUUGCCGUGCUGUGGGGCCGCGGCCGCUACCGGAACGGCCCGGGCAACUACAACAGCGGCUACCACACGGAGAAGACGCACGUGCUGGAGGACAACACCGUGACUAUGAUCCCGAAGCACGAGCUGGAGCAGUACAUGCCGGACAUCAGCAUCGGGCCCAAGGCCCUCGUGACGCCGGUCUCGCUGAUGAGCGCCCGAAACGGCCACCGCGUCACGCACGACAUGCUGCACUCGUACGACCCGCACAUUGGCCGCCUAGACAAGCCGGCCGUGGUGGACCACGACAACGUCACCGUCGAGGACCCGAACCGCGUGGGGCUCAACGCCGCCACGCUUGACUGCCGUGGACGCAUCUAUCGCUGGCUGCGACGUGGGCCAUUCUUUCAGGAGGAUCACUACUUCCGGCGGUCAGUGAAACUUAACCGCGACGGCACCGUCCCCGCCGCCGCCCACGAGGCCCCGCUGAUGCGCAAGAUUGUACGCCUCGCCCAACGCGGCCACCUCAAAGCGGCAUGUGAGGAGUACCGCCGCGUCACGACGAUCCCACCGGUCGAGGUGUACCGUGCGCUAACGGCCUGCUGCAUUCCAGCAGGACUCAUCGCGGACGCGGUGGCGAUCUUUGAGGAUGGCAACGCAAAGCUCUUUUAUGUGGCCCGCGAUGGUGAGGUGCUGCACAACGUGAUGCGCUGCGCCAUCAAGGCAAAGCACCGCGUGCGUGUGAUGUGGGUGUACAACGUCAUGCGGGGGCGGUACUACGAGAAUGUCGUUGUGCGUGCGGAGAUCGACCCCAUCUGGCGCUACCGCAUUGCCCUGCUUGCGCUUGAGUACCUGCUGGACCACAACUGCGCGGAGGAGGCCGCGGCGGUGUAUAGCUACCUCGUUGACGAGGAUCUCUUGCAGUGCGAUGUGCACGUGCGUGUCGGUCUCCACAUGCGAGAGGCGCUCGCGAAGGGAAAAGCCGUGGCACUCAGCGAGGAGGUGGCGCGCGCGACGUCGCUGGUGAAGGACGCCGCCGCCGUGGCGCCCGAGGUGGCGCGUGAGCUUCAGCAGCGCCAAGUUGAGGUCCUACGCAGCAAUGAGCGGAGUAAUAACGGUACGAUUAACACGACUGAGCACGCCGCGGCGGCGGGGUCUGUGUGGUCCGCGCACGGUCCACUCACCGCCAUGGACGCCGCGCAGCAGGACGCGUUGUCGUGGAUGCAGGAGAACUUUGGCGAUGUCGACAUUGCGAGUGUGCUGCGGUGGGCCCGGUUUCGCCACGCGAAGGAUUUGAUGGCGAAGGAUCGCUCGCAGUAUCUGGCACGUGCCGCGGCGUGGAUUGAGCUGCUUAGCAGGCGGAGCCACGCGAUGGAGGAGGCGCCGCUGACGUACAUGCGCAAGUCAAGGCCGCUGUCGCUCAACACGAAUGCGAAUGUGCGUGUCGCGUGGCAAACCCCCGUGACACGGCCGGACGGGCCCCCGCGGCUGCUUGCGCGCGAGGAGGGCUACACCUUCCACCACGGCGAACACUCCCGCUUCGUGGCGGAGACCUGCCGGCACCCGGGGGAGACGCUGCAGUCCCGCUUCCUGGCACUGCAGCCCAUUCACACAGAGGUCUCGGCGAAGGAGGAUUUCCAGGCGAUUCAUGCGCAGCGGCAGCAGGCGCGGGCGCUACCUGGCAGCGUCGUGGCUCCGCCGGCACGCAUCCUGCACCACUCCGUCACAAGUGAGCUGCUUGGCGGCGGCGGCAGCAAGCACCAGCGCGGGGCGCCUGCGGCGGAACUGAGAAGUGGAAGGGCAACGAAGGAAGGAACCUUGCACCCUGACGGGUCGCAGGUGGCUGCCGAAACGCGCCGUGGCCAUGGUGCAGGAAACAAUGGUAGUGGUGGCGGCAGUGUCACACCAGAGUUCUAG
This is a messenger RNA of Trypanosoma conorhini, 2031 nucleotides long. RefSeq lists its product as uncharacterized. Bases 1 to 2031 code for a protein of 676 amino acids. The transcript has a single exon. NCBI's taxonomy places the organism in Eukaryota, Euglenozoa, Kinetoplastea, Trypanosomatida, Trypanosomatidae. The record is from RefSeq and is a predicted model, not a curated record.